Diachasmimorpha longicaudata is the source of this 2668-nucleotide messenger RNA. RefSeq lists its product as uncharacterized. The record is from RefSeq and is a predicted model, not a curated record. The transcript is spliced from 5 exons. NCBI's taxonomy places the organism in Eukaryota, Metazoa, Arthropoda, Insecta, Hymenoptera, Braconidae. Bases 493 to 2583 code for a protein of 696 amino acids.
UCGUCGUCACCGCGCAACGAGACAGUCCAAGAGUUGGAUAUCAGGACUCGUGGUGAAAAAUCCGCGAUCUUCCAAAGAUUGAAAAACGAAAUUAAAAAAAAAUUGCAUUCACUAAAAACUAUUCAGCUGAUUGUCGCUGCUUCCAUUGAUAUCAAACAAAAAUAUCCGAAAGGAAGUUAAAUCAAGUGAUUCUCAUUAUCAAUUUCCUCUGGUGGAGCAACAGGCCUGACUAGCAUUCUCCCAUCUCCUAAAAAUGUUAUAAAUCAUAAGAGUGAAGAGAAAAAUCGAAAAAAAGGAGAAGCCCCCAGGGUGCAAUAAUCGCCGAUUGUCGAACUCCGGACAUCCACGAUUCCGUAAAUUGUGAGUGAAGGCGAAGCAUAUUUUUUCCAAUCAUGAAAUCUACGUGGUGAUGAGACCAAAGAAUCAGAGGAUGCAUGCUAAUUUCACCUUCGGUUCCUGCGGUGAAUAUUUUGAGACGGUAAUUCAUUUGAUAUGCGGGAGAAACGCAUUUUUAAAUACGAGGUAGUACCAGGAAGGAAUGAGAAAGCAGUAUGGAAAGACAUAUAUCCGAAUCUGAAGACACUUUCAACGAGCCCAAAUGGCGGCCUAAGGAUACGAGCAUGGCUACUAGCUAUUUUCGGAUGUUUAUUAGCAUCACUUCUGAUCAUAAAUACUGUCAUUACGUGGCAGUUUCGAGUUGAUCAUUUGAUUAACACAACGCAAGGUAAUUACCUUGAAAACGAUCACCAACUGAUAGCAGUUCAGAAUAAGAAAUCCGGAUUUCUUGUUCGCAACAAAGGAUGUCGGAUAGCGGCAAUCGACCCCUUGGAUUCCUUCAGCAAAAGUUUCAUGAAAGUGGAGAAACCAAUUAAGUGUGAAUUCGGAAGUCAACUGCCUCUAGUAGAAUCCAACGAAACCCACGUAUUCAUCAACUUCAGUGUAGUUAGUCAGUACUACAAUGUCACAGAGGUACCCAAUUGUUGUUGGCGAGAUUUCCACCGGAAGCAGAAUAACGAUGAUCAAAUCACAAUGGAAAAGAGAUGUCAUCCCUUCCAGACCUCUACCCGACCUUCUGCUGAAUUCAUCCGAGUGGAGUGUUGGCGCGACGGUGGCCGAAUCUAUCGCGACUACCAUUUCUUCGUUCUUCGUAAACCAGAAGUGGAGGCUCGCUGCAAACUGUCAAAAAAAAAGCAGAAAAAGUACCUUUCCUCCAGCGACCCCAAAACAAUAAAUAAACUAAGUAUUCUCAUCCUCGGUCUGGACUCAAUCUCUCGUCUAAACUUUCACAGAAUGAUGCCGAAAACGGCGAAAACACUCGAAGCAUUGUCUGCUGUUGAAAUGCUUGGUUACAAUAAAGUUGGUGACAAUACAUAUCCAAACAUAGUGCCCGUUUUAACUGGACUGUCCACAACCGAACUCCAAACAAAUUGCUGGAAUGACACCAGUAAACCCUUCGACAACUGUCCCUUCAUCUGGAAGAAUUUCAGUAGAUCCGGUUACCGUACAAUAUUUGCUGAAGAUGCCUGCUCAAUGACAACAUUCAAUUAUCUGAAACCUGGCUUCCAUAAUCCACCAACGGACUACUACCUCCGUCCGUACUGCUUAGCUGCAGAAAAUGAUAUUGGCAAUACUCGUGAAUUGAAUGCCCACUUGUGCAUAGGAACACGAAAAAAUUUUGAAAAUCUUCUGAGUCAUUCGACAAAAGUUGUGAGAACCUUCUCCCAGGAUUCGUAUUUUGCAUUCUUCUGGCAGGCAAGUCUAACCCAUGAUUUUUUUAAUUAUCCUCAGCUGGGGGAUGCUGCAUACUCCAGAGUGAUUAAUCAAUUUUACGAGGAAGGUCUCAUGGAAAAUACAGCACUGAUUGUUAUGAGUGAUCAUGGAAUAAGAUGGGGUGAUUUCCGUCAGACUUAUCAGGGGAGAAUGGAAGGUAGUCUGCCAUUUGUAUUUUUAGUACUUCCAAAGUGGUGGAGAGAGAGGUAUCCAAUUGCGUUUGCAAAUUUGCGAAAGAACACAGCAAGUUUAACCACUCCCUUUGAUCUCUAUGAGACCCUUGGUGACCUUCUGAAACUGGAGAUGAUCGAAGAGGCACAGAUUAGGCAGAGAACCAGUGUGAUGAACUCAUUGGAGAAUGAAAAACUUCUGCCAAGGGGCAUCAGCUGGUUUUUACCCAUUCCUGGCCACAGAACGUGUGAUUUAGCUGGAAUUCCUGGACACUGGUGUAUGUGUCAUACCUCCAGUGAUAUCGAUUUUGAUCAUGAGUCUGUGAAAAAUAGCACUGUUUAUCUCGUUGAGGAAUUGAACUCGAUGCUCAAGAAAUAUCCUGAAUGUGCUGAGUUGAAAAUGACAAAGAUUAUGAAUGCUAAAGUAUGGAAACAGGUGGAUAAGGAGGCAACAUUUCCAUGGGUGGAUUUUACAAUUACCAUUGAAACUCUUCCCGGAAAUGCUAUUUUUGAAGCUUCAAUCAGACAUGGAACUGAUGGUACUAAUAAACUUGUGGGGUCCAUCAGUAGGCUCAAUGCUUAUGGGGCACAAAGUGCAUGUGUAAAUGAUUUUAAUAUAAGAUUGUACUGCUACUGCCAGUGAUUGAGGGAUUAUUGUGGCGAAAUCAUUGAUUUUCUUAUAUAAAGAAUAUUUUGUAGUAUUUUGAAUAAACGUUGAUGACAUUGUU